Messenger RNA from Amphiprion ocellaris (clown anemonefish), 1390 nucleotides. RefSeq names its product DnaJ (Hsp40) homolog, subfamily C, member 5 beta (gene dnajc5b). Bases 545 to 1132 code for a protein of 195 amino acids. The record is from RefSeq and is a predicted model, not a curated record. The transcript has 5 exons. Lineage: Eukaryota; Metazoa; Chordata; Actinopteri; Pomacentridae.
UUAGACCAGAACCACAUCUACCCAUGAUCCAGGGGCCACAGAUGGUUUAUAUCCAGGGCCCACAGUAUCUAUCUAUCUAUCUAUCUAUCUAUCUAUCUAUCUAUCUAUCUAUCUAUCUAUCUAUCUAUCUAUCUAUCUAUCUAUCUAUCUAUCUAUCUAUCUAUCUAUCUAUCUAUCUAUCUAUCCAUCCAUCCAUCCAUCCAUCCAUCCAUCCAUCCAUCCAUCCAUCCAUCCAUCCAUCCAUCCAUCCAUCCAUCCAUCCAUCCAUCCAUCUAUCUAUCUAUGUUCUCUACCUGCAGCGCCUCACCUGGUCGUCAUGGUAACCUCUCUCCUUCUGUCCAUAAUGCCACCAGUAGAGCGUCUGGGUGAAACCUGAGCAGGUGUGGCGGCUCGUGGUCACCUGAGCCGAGCUGCUGCUGAAUGUUUGAUGGAGGCUGAGAGAUCCUGUGAGCUGCAGGUGGAACACCUGGACAGUUAGACACUCACUCAGUCUGAGAGGACGCCGCACUCACAGACGCUCCAGCAGACAGGUGAUGGUGUCAGGAUGUCUGAGGGGAGGCAGCGAACUUUGUCCACCUCUGGAGAGUCUCUAUACCAGAUCCUGGGUCUGCAGAAAGGCUGCAGCCAUGACGACAUCAAGAAGUCGUACAGGAAGCUGGCGCUGCGGUUCCACCCCGAUAAGAACCCCGACAACCCCGAGGCGGCGGAGAAGUUCAAGGAGCUGAACGGGGCCCAUGCCGUCCUGUCCGACCUCACCAAGAGGAACAUCUACGACUCGUACGGGUCACUGGGGCUCUACGUGGCGCAGCAGUUCGGCGAGGACAACGUCAACACCUAUUUCAUGUUGUCCACCUGGUGGGCCAAGGGUUUGUUCGUGGUCUGUGGUGUUCUGACCGGAUGCUAUUGCUGCUGCUGCCUCUGCUGCUGCUGCAACUGCUGCUGCGGGAAGCUGAAGCCGCAGCCCACAGGUGAGGGGGCGGAGCCAGAGUACAUAUCCCCCGAUGACCUGGAGGAGGAGCUUCGCAAUGACAACGAUGUCGAAGCUCCGAUCGUCCAGCAGCCGACAAACGCCAGCGAGAAAACACAGCUGAUCGGUGACGGACACCGUCGGUACGGAGACUCCUACACAUGAAGGUUGAGCAGGAAAAGGUGUAAAAUGUUCUCAUCUUCUGGGUCUUGAAGCCACAGUCUGAUGUUCAUUGAAAUCCUGAUACAGUUUUUAAAGGUUCUUAGAGGACUUUUGGAGGUUUUUCAUGAUGUCAGACUGUCUAUGAAUUUAUAAACUAAACUUCUCCUGCCUAAGCGAGUGCUCUGAUUGGCUGCUGAUUGUUUCCAGAGUUCUGUUAACGUCUGCUGUAAAUAAAGUUUUGGUUUGUUUCUAUACUCAUCU